Messenger RNA from Podarcis lilfordi (Lilford's wall lizard), 4686 nucleotides. The record is from the annotation of a GenBank genome assembly. Lineage: Eukaryota; Metazoa; Chordata; Lepidosauria; Squamata; Lacertidae.
AUGCGCGAAGUGAUGUUAUUUCUACAUUUCUACAUUUCCUCCUUCAGGCAGAACCCAGACCGGGCCAGGGGUCGGUUCCCAAGCGUGAGAAACGCCUCUCCUCUCCCCUCUCCUCUCCCACUUUCUUUGGAAUGACAUCGGGGGUGGGAGGAGGUGAAGAUGUUUUGUUUUUUCCCCUGAAGAAAAGGAGCCGCGCUGGCCAGGGGCUAGGAAACAAAAGGCCUGGCCUGGGAGGAGGAGGAGGAGGAGACGAAGAGGAGAGGAGAGCGCUUGUUGCUGGAGUGAGGCUGGCAGCAGAGAUCUGCGCUCCAUCUCUCCAAUUCCCCGCAUCCUUGCCCGACGACCGGGCCCGCCUGAUGGAGCCCACCAGGGCGAGCGCCGAGCAGGCUGCCUGCGAGGAAGCUUUUUGCAGCUCGCUGCUGGACGACAUCAAGCAGAGGCUGCUGCACGCCUUCCGGGGACCGGGGGGAGCCGCCGCGCCCCAGCAGCUGCUGAUGCCGUCCAGGCCCGCGGCGCCUUGCAAAGGCAGAGGGGUCGAAGUAGCCCGGGAGGAAGCGCGCAGGGCGCACGUCGAGGGCACUAUUGCCUGGCUGCGGGUGGAACUGGUGAGUGAUUGGGGGGCGGGUUAUUCUAGAGAUAUUUUAUUAGAUACUUAUUUUUACCCCGCCUUACCCCACCACCUAGGACGCGGGUGGCGCUGUGGGUUAAACCACAGAGCCUAGGACUUGCCGAUCAGAAGGUUGGUGGUUCGAAUCCCCGCAACGGGGUGAGCUCCCGUUGCUCGGUCUCUGCUCCUGCCAACCUAGCAGUUCGAAAGCACCUCAAAGUGCAAGUAGAUAAAUAGGUACCACUCUGGCGGGAAAGUAAACGGCUUUUCCGUGUACUGCUCUGGUUCGCCAGAAGCGGCUUAGUCAUGCUGGACACAUGACACGGAAGCUGCACGCCGGCUUCCUCGGCCAGUAAAGCGAAAUGAGCACCGCAACCCCAGAGUCAGCCAUGACUGGACCUAAUGGUCAGGGAUCCCUUGACCUUGACCUUUACCCCACCCGCAGGCGGAUUACAGAUGAAAACAAGAAUUGCAAAAAGCAUAGAACUGGAGAUUUGGAAGGGACGGGAGGCGGGUUUCCAACUAAUCUCAACUAGCUCAUAUCUGACAGAUGGCCACCCAACCAUAGAUGUCAACCUUCCCCCUUUUUUAAGGGAAAUUCCCUUAUUCCAAAUAGGAUUCCUCACAAGUAGAAGGAAAAGUUGACAGCUAUGCACGCAAACUCUGCUUGAUAACCUCCAAGGAAGGAUAGUCCAUCACCUCUAGUGGGAGUCUGUUCCGCAGUCAAACAGCUCUUACCAUCAGAAAGUUCUUCCUGAUGUUCAGUCAGAUUCUCCUUCCGUGUGGCUUGAAGCCGUCAGUUUGGAGCAGGAGAAAACAAGUUUGCUCCAUCUUCCAUGGGACCAGGGUUCAAAUCCACGCUUGGCCAUGAAGCUCACUGAGUGGCCAGGGGCUGGUCGCUGCCUCUCAGCCUAAUCUACCUCGGAGGGUUGGUGUGGGGGUUAAAUGAGGAGGAGGAGAACCACGUAUGCCACCUUGAGCUCUUUGGAGAGAAAGGAGGGAUAUAAGUGCAAUAAAGGAUAACCAGUUUAGGGAGAGGAGGAGCGAAGUGUGCAGAUCAUAGAAGGUUAGAGCUGCAACUCACCGGUCGACGGACUUGCCUUGAUGAGGAUCAGGCAGUGUGUAUGUUAACAAUUGGCGACAUUAAUGCUGGACAUGGAAGAGGAGAGAGUGCUCUCCUGCUUGAAUCCUACUUGCAAGUUUUUUUGAAUAGUUAAUUUCACUGACACAGGUGUUUUUAUUGCUGACCUACUCCCAGCUCCAGCUCCCGUCACUCGUUCUCUCCAUGUGAGCAGGAGCUCGAAAACGGUGCGGUUACCAAUCAUAGAACAGAAUCCUAGAAUUGUGGAGUUUGAAGGGACCCCCCAGAGUCAUCUAGUCCAACCCCCAGGUAUCUCAGCUGAAGCAUCCAUGAGAGAUAGCCGCCCAAUUCCUGCUUUUAAAAAUAAUAAUCAGCCAGAACUUGCCAUUGUCCAUAUGUAGAAGCCAUGCAGAUAGAUGAUCAUCCGAACAUCUGCAGACGACAGCUGGGUGGCGCUGAUGGGAGUUGUAGUCCAAAAUAUUUGCAUCAGUUUGGCAAAUGUUAGCAUGGGGCUUCUGUUGCUCCGUAAUGAGGAAAAUCCGUCCUGCCCCGAUCAGGAGCCCCCCCUUUUUUUAACCUACUCCAACUACAUGCAGUUCAGGAAUGGAUUUGGACACUGACAGAAUGCCAGGGCUAAGCGCUGGCACUAAUUAAGCCCUUCUGGAUGGUGAUCGCCUGCUAAAAAGUAAUUAUCGUCUUUCUGUUCUUUGCAGUUGGAGAUGAAGUCCCAGAACCACAAGCUUGCCAAAACUUUGCUGGAUUUAAGCAUGGAAAUACAGAGGCUGAGAAACGAAGCUGACGUGCCAACUGCUCUAGAAUCAAAGGCCCUGAGCUUUGCUGCAAGCUCAGAAUAACGGAGCUGCUGCGUUUCAGGGAGAAAGCCAGAAGACGCAGCACACAAUCCCACCGGCGAGCCUGGCAAAAUUGGAAGAUUAUGUUGCACCGUUAGGUCCGAAUUGGUCAGGGAACAUGGCUUGAAUAUUAAUGAGAACUCCCGUUAACUUGGCUGGAGAAGGAAUGUUAGUUAUUAUAUGAGAAUUCAAUGCCUCCUUUGGAGUAGAGGAAAGAAUGGGACACCUCCAAAGAAUGGAAUGUCUGCUUUACUUUGCAAAUGAUUGCUGACUGUUUAAUCUGUUUAGUUCAGAACAAUCGCCACUCGUCAGGUCACUAAAAAGAUGGGAGGGCAACACACACACACACACACACACACUGAAAUGCAGUGGUUUGGCAGUUAUCUGGAUCCUCCAUUACAAAAGAGUGAAUGAACGAUGUCUGUUCCAGACCAAACAUUCAGGGCAGUCCCAGAUUGCCACUACUAACUUUAGUGGGAUUCAGGCACAUGCCGACAAAUUCAGGUUGUGCAAUCCUAGACGGUUUAGCACUCUUGUGCAACAAGCCUACUUCUCCUGCAAAAGACUGAACCGCCUGCAAUAAGGAAAGUGAUGGGGGGAAAUGCACAGAGAAGCGUGGGGUCACAUUGGCUCGAUGCAAUGCCGUCUGAGCUCCCUGAAAGCAAAUGUUCAAUAAAUAGCUGACAUUGUUUAAUAUCCCUGCAAACUUUAUGCAAGCAAAUUGGGUUGAAUGGUUAAAAAAAAGGAUUAUCUGGAGUGAUCUCACUGUGAACUUUCUGAGUCUCUGGGUUUUUUUUUCUUUCCAAAAGGCAAAAUGUAGCCAGGGGAGUAUGAAGCCAAUGAAGCCCCCCCCCCUAAUUUUUUAUUAGUUUUCAAACAAUUCAACAAAUUUAAUUCAGUUUCAGUACACUAUUCCCACUCUGGGUGGCUCCCAACAAAAUAUUAAAAACACAAUAAAAUAUUAAACACUUCCCUGUACAGGGCUGCCUUCAGAUGUCUUCUCAAUAAACACAAAUGUGUGUCUUUGACUCCGUGUCUGGCAAAAGCACACAUGAAAGUGGGGUCCUGAUUUGACGAGCAAAGGGGGACAUGCAUGUGGUGUGCUUGUGUAAAACUCCAACUCCCAUUGGCCUCCCCACAGCCUGCUCCUGACAUCACUGUCCCCAUCAGCUGAGAUCUGACAGCAGCUGAACUGGUGAGGGCCAUAGCUUAGUGGUGGAGCACGUAUCCUGCAUGCGGAAGGUCCCAGGUUCAAUCCCCGGUGUCUCCAGGUAGGACUGCCUGAAUCCCUGCAGAACCACUGCCAGUCAGUGUCUACAGUACUGAGCUAGGUGGGCGUGGUUGGGAUAACGCUUAUGGUCCAGUUAAAAAAUUGCAGGGGGAGAUGUGAGUGGUUUAAAUCACAAAACCAUGGAGUUGGAAGGAAUCCUUUGCCCAGCACAGAACUUGAACCCAUGACCCUGAGAUUAAUAAGUCUCAUGCUCUGCCAACUAAGCUAUCACAGCUUAUGAGUGUCAGGCCUAAUGAGCAGAGCAGCUCAUUCCCAGAGGUCCUAACCCCAUGAAAAUCAGUUGCCAAGAAUGAAAGUCCUUGCCUCCUUUACAGCCAUCUAAGUCCCAUCCUCUCCAGGGUGUUUUCCAAGCGAUCAGAAACUGUGCCUGCUUGCAGCCAACUUCUCCUCCGCCCUUUUCACACCUCUCCUGGUUCUGGGAGACAGGGGGAAGGGGAGAUUGUCACAGAGGGAGACACCCUGGCUUCUUCACCAGCCUCUCCUGAUUCUGAACUUCUCUCUGCCACAGACUCUCCCUGCCCACUAAACCCUGUUACCUCUUCAGCUUCCAACACCUCCUCCUCCCAGUCUCCUCUCUCUUCUCCUUGUAACCACUCAUUGUUGUCGCUCCACCACUCCCCAGGCACUGAGCUAGAGGGCACCUUGAUAGAGGCCUCUUCACACCUGGCUACGGCCUCAUCCUGCAAAUGCCACCAGUAAGAUGAAAGGCUGAUUCAUAUGUCUCAAUUCACAACUGGCGUGCAUUGAAAAACUAAUGCAGAUGGAGCCCUUAAUGAAGAAAAUACGAGAAACAGCAGGUAAAAAUAGAUAUAUUCCUUCCUUUUCCUUUUUGAAAAAAAAAACAAUAAGUGGAUAU